This is a messenger RNA of Clonostachys rhizophaga, 396 nucleotides long. NCBI's taxonomy places the organism in Eukaryota, Fungi, Ascomycota, Sordariomycetes, Hypocreales, Bionectriaceae. The record is from the annotation of a GenBank genome assembly.
AUGGACGAUGAGACAGCUGUCUUGCUGCUCAUAUAUGCUUUCUUCUCGGCGGUUCAGAUCCAAGACAGCAAUGCGCUUAGCAGGUUGGUGGCAGCCAGUCAGAUCGGCCAGAUCGUCCCUACCUGCGGCUGCAAGUCUCUCGUCGCGUGCGGGAGGUGGAUUGGCUGCAGGCUGGCAGAUUUGACAGCCAACCUACCUAAGGCGAAAGGGGAAUCCAGUGCAGCUCGAGUGGGCCAGAUCCAGGCACAGUCCAGGGGCAGGUUCAAUUAUAGAAACCAGAACUGGCUAGCGGCACAGUCGCAGGGGCUGGCUGUUGCGUUCGCUAGACUGUCGCAAGUCUGUUUGGGCGGCGAGACCUGGCUGUCUCGGGUUGGAGAUGCGGCAGCCAAUCAAUAG